UGCACUUCAGCCUAUAAGAAGCACUUGCAAGGCAUUGAGCUAUCUUAACAGCAGAUUACUCUUUCUUCUUCCUUUGGAACUGAAAAUGGUGCUGCACUGUGACGAUUGCGGUACAAGGCCAUGCAAUCUCCAAUGCUUGGUGUUCAUGCUUUGUGCUUUAUCUGUGGUAGCAUUUUCAAAGCCGAUAAGGCAAUUUAGUUUCAAUGUUGAAUGGAAGACUAUCACGAGGAUUUGCCACACCAAGCCUCUUCUAACAGUCAAUGGCCAGUACCCAGGCCCAACUAUAGCUGUCCAAGAGGGUGAUGAGGUCGCCAUCAAGGUGACAAACAGGGUAGCAGACAACACUACCAUCCACUGGCAUGGGAUCAAGCAAUUCAGAACCAGUUGGGCAGAUGGGCCUGCGUAUGUAACCCAGUGUCCCAUUCAGACAAAUCAUUCAUACACAUAUAGAUUCAAGGUGACAGAACAAAGGGGAACUCUAUUUUGGCACGCUCAUCUUUCAUGGCAGAGAGCAUCAGUUCAUGGGGCAUUCGUCAUCUACCCAAAAGCCCCAUAUCCAUUUCCUUCUCAUAUUUCCGAGGAGUUUCCAAUUCUAUUAGGAGAAUGGUGGAAUCAAGAUGUAAUUGCCAUUGAAGCAGACACUUUACUGUAUGGAGGAGGCCCCAAUGUCUCCGAUGCGUACACCAUCAAUGGCUUACCAGGACCACUGUAUCCUUGCUCCAAGAAUGAUACCUUCAGCAUGCUCGUUGAACCAGGGAAGAUCUACCUGCUCCGGGUGAUCAACGCCGCCCUCAACGACGAGCUCUUCUUUGCUGUGGCAGAACACACGCUGACAGUGGUCGAGAUCGACGCCACGUACACCAAGCCAUUCACCACCACUGCAAUCAUGAUAGCUCCUGGCCAGACCACGGCCGUUCUGCUCUCAACUCUGAUCACCCCACCUCGGCAAGUGUUUGCAAUGGCGGUCAGGCCAUAUGCGACUACUGUAUUCCCGUUUGACAAAACUACAGCCAUCGGCUUCGUGCAGUACACACCAACAGGAGCAGCAGUGCCAACACCAGCGUCCCCAUCAUCACUUCCACGGCCACCAUCACCACCACCACCAUCAUCAAUGUUCAUAUUUGAAGUGAAGCAGCUCCCACAAAUGAGAGACACCCAAUUUGCUACCAACUUUUCUGAUAGCUUGCGCAGUCUCAACUCCAUGCGGUACCCAUGCAGAGUCCCUAAUGAGGUAGACAUGCGCCUGUUUCUAGCCGUCAGCCUCAACCUUCAAGAUUGUCCUGCAAACCAGACAUGCAAAGGCAAGAAUGGCAGGAAGUUCUCUGCCUCUAUCAACAACCAGUCAUUUGUUGUUCAAUCCGCACCACUUUCCAUACUUGAAGCAUACUAUCGAAAUGUAUCCGGCAUUUACUCCACCGGUUUCCCAAAGGUUCCUCUGUACCCUUACGACUUCACCAGGCGGCACCCGAUCGGAACUGCCAACAUGAAUUCAGAGCCUGGAACGAAGCUUCUUCUUAUUCCCUAUGGGGCAUCUGUGGAGGUGGUGCUGCAGGAUACAAGUUUUGUGAAUGCAGAGAACCAUCCCAUCCAUUUUCAUGGAAACAAUUUCUUCAUUGUAGCGCGUGGAUUCGGGAACUUCGAUUCUGAACUAAACUCGGAGAGCAGUUACAACCUGAUUGAUCCGCCGGAAAGAAAUACGGUGGCGGUGCCAAGCGGCGGAUGGGCAGUGCUGCGGUUCAAGGCACUCAACCCAGGCGUAUGGUUUGUGCACUGUCACUUGGAGAUACACACAACAUGGGGUCUCGCCGUGGGCUUCAUUGUGGAGAAUGGAGCAACUCCUUCCCAAUCCCUUUUACCGCCACCUGCCGAUCUUCCUCCUUGCUGAUGACCACCAUCGAUGUGAUCAAGCCGUAGCAUGUUACUACCGCUGUCAAUCCCAAGCAAUGACGAGUCAUCUGUCAAUUCCUUCAACUUCUGUCAUCAAUUUGAGGAUUUGAUAUCAGUACCGUGUCAUGUCGUUCACAGUGCAUCACAUAUUAUAUGAAACACUAGAAAACAAUUGGGUAUAUUUGAGAGCUGUUUGAUCGACAGCAGAUGAUGUUACAAUGCCAGUUGCCAAUAAAUGA
Nymphaea colorata (pocket water lily) is the source of this 2126-nucleotide messenger RNA. RefSeq names its product laccase-1. The coding region runs from base 86 to 1885 and encodes 599 amino acids. Lineage: Eukaryota; Viridiplantae; Streptophyta; Magnoliopsida; Nymphaeales; Nymphaeaceae. Gene Ontology annotation, molecular function: copper ion binding; hydroquinone:oxygen oxidoreductase activity. Gene Ontology annotation, biological process: lignin catabolic process. The record is from RefSeq and is a predicted model, not a curated record. The transcript has 5 exons. Gene Ontology annotation, cellular component: apoplast.